AUGUUUGGUUGGAAUAUCGACGGCCUUUCUUCAGAAAGGGCACCUACAGGACUUGAAUUCAUACUUGAUUUAUUUAAAAUAACCAUUGCCCUGUCGAGUCUUUGGAAAAAUCGUGACUGUAGCCACUCGCAGUCAAGUCAGAUCUUGGUGCCUGGUUUUCUUUCAUAUCUCUCUCGUUAUGCGUCGGGUCUUUACGUUGAAAGAUCUCUUUUCUGGUGUUCGCGACUCGUACCCCCUUGCAACUUUACUAAACCGUUGCCUUCGCCAUUACAAAAACAAUCAUGA
Messenger RNA from Psilocybe cubensis, 285 nucleotides. RefSeq lists its product as uncharacterized. The record is from RefSeq and is a predicted model, not a curated record. The transcript has 6 exons. NCBI's taxonomy places the organism in Eukaryota, Fungi, Basidiomycota, Agaricomycetes, Agaricales, Agrocybaceae. The coding region runs from base 1 to 285 and encodes 94 amino acids.